Molecule: messenger RNA, 1327 nt
Organism: Diospyros lotus (date-plum)
Lineage: Eukaryota; Viridiplantae; Streptophyta; Magnoliopsida; Ericales; Ebenaceae
Product: twinkle homolog protein, chloroplastic/mitochondrial
Exons: 9
Coding region: 179-970 (263 amino acids)
Biological process (GO): DNA replication
Molecular function (GO): ATP binding; 5'-3' DNA helicase activity; single-stranded DNA binding
Source: RefSeq, a predicted model, not a curated record
UGAUGUGUCAAUUCUUGUAGGUACUAAUGUAUAUGGGACCUACUGCCCUGAAGGAAGUCAUUGAAAAUGCUGAGUUAUAUCCUAUAAGAGGCCUUUUCACUUUUGCAAUUACUUUGAUGAGAUUGAUGCAUACUAUCAUCGAACACUUGGAAGUGAAUUUGGUGUCUCAACUGGAUGGAUGGGUUUAAAUGCACUAUACAAUGUUGUGCCAGGAGAGUUGACUAUAGUAACUGGGGUUCCAAAUUCUGGCAAGAGUGAAUGGAUUGAUGCUCUUCUAUGCAAUCUUAAUGGUAGUGUAGGUUGGAAAUUUGCACUUUGCUCAAUGGAAAAUAAGGUUCGGGAGCAUGCAAGGAAACUUUUGGAGAAACACAUAAAAAAGCCCUUCUUUGAUGCGAGAUACAAUGAAUCUGUUGAACGGAUGACUGUUGAUGAGCUAGAGCAAGGAAAGAAAUGGUUGGAUGAAACAUUUUAUCUCAUAAGGUGUGAGAAUGACUGCCUUCCAAACAUCAGUUGGGUCCUUGAUCUUGCAAGGUCAGCAGUUCUAAGACAUGGUGUUAAUGGACUUGUGAUCGAUCCUUACAAUGAACUUGAUCAUCAACGGCCUGUGAGCCAGACUGAGACGGAGUAUGUGAGUCAGAUGCUAACUAAGAUUAAACGAUUUGCUCAACAUCAUGCCUGCCAUGUUUGGUUUGUAGCACACCCAAGACAGUUGCAUCAUUGGGUUGGAAGUCCCCCUAAUUUAUAUGACAUCAGUGGAAGUGCACAUUUCAUAAACAAAUGUGACAAUGGCAUUGUCAUUCAUCGGAACAGGGAUCCAGAUGCAGGUCCUAUGGAUCUAGUGCAAGUUUGUGUGCGGAAGGUGCGGAAUAAGGUUGCAGGAACCAUAGGCGAGGCUUUCUUGUCAUAUAAUAGGGUAACUGGUGAAUACAUGGACCACGUUAGUUCCCGAGUAAAUGGAAAACCACAUUAGCAGGGUCGGCAAUUGCAGAGAGUUAAAUGAAGGCUGCCAACUUGAUUGUUCAUGAGUGCUCUUCUUGUUGCCUAAGAAUACUCUUAACUUGUAGAACCUUAUGCUUAAACACUCGGUAGUGUCAAGGAGAACUAAUUCUCAAUUUUGUCCGAUCUAUUUUGUUUUUGUUGUAUAUCUUUUUUUUUUUUUUUGUGAAAGAGCUUAUUUUUUUUAUUAUUAUAUUUUUCUCGCCGUUCCUUGAACUUAUUGUAUAAUAUGAUUUGUAUAAUUUGUACUUAAACUAAGGCUGUAGAUUCUGAUUAUAUAGAUAGAUUUUUAAAUGCUGAGUCAGAAGUGAUCAGGAUGAUGAUUCAUGGA